Messenger RNA from Penicillium nucicola, 1095 nucleotides. RefSeq lists its product as uncharacterized. The coding region runs from base 1 to 1095 and encodes 364 amino acids. The record is from RefSeq and is a predicted model, not a curated record. The transcript has a single exon. Lineage: Eukaryota; Fungi; Ascomycota; Eurotiomycetes; Eurotiales; Aspergillaceae.
AUGCAGGACCUGGUCCGUGCCUUCCCUCGGCCGAGACACACUCGGGUCAUGAAGCCUCGUAGUGCUGGCAACAGUCCUUCGGCAAUGAAUAGACGACGCUCAACUGUCAGUCAGAAUGUGAUGCACGGCAUGCCAGCUCAAUAUCAAUCCUCCUUGGAAGAAGCUCUCCUUGCCUCCGCGGUUCGGAAAUCUCGCCCGAUCAGCUGGCACCCAUCGUCAGCAAGAAACCGGGGUCUUUCUAACCCGCAAUGCAUGCCCGAUUACACCUCGGACAACUAUGCCGGCAUGAGUCCCUUCCCUGAUCAGUACUUGAACUCUGCAGUCUACGGCGACAACUUCAUGUCAUAUCCCAUGACGGAGGAUCCAUCCUUCUCGCCAACCAGUUACUUCCCAGUCUACUCAGACAUGCAAGAGGAGUUGCCACUUCCGCAACAGCACACGACACUCUCCAUGACGGGCUCGCAGGUCGAGCCGAUGCCAUGGGAUAUGACUGCCAUGUCGCAGCCAGCUUCCGACAACUGGACCUUGGAUAUGCUCUCCAUGGGAAGUAAUAUUCCCCCACCGGAAACAACUUGCCCAAGCUAUGUCAGCGUCCCAUCGCCGGGCGAAAUGAGCGGACCAUCAACGCCCGACUUUCUCCCGAUCCAACAAUUCGAAGAUCCGUUCCAGCCGACCGCGGAGCCAAAGAAAGCCGGCAAGCCGGAAGAAGAAUUGGUCGGUAUGGGUCUCUACAACCAACCCAACGGAACCUUAGCCCGUGCCCCACAGUCCAAGUCGGGCGAGGGCCUCAAACUCGAGGAAACAUUCACGCCUUCAGACGAAGACAAGGAUGACGAGGCGGACACAGACGCGGACGCAGAGGCCGAGAACGACAGCGUCGGGCACCAAUCGCCCCAGCAACCAGUUGUCUCAGAUGCACCUGCCCCGGUCCACCAGUCAACUUUCAUCCCCAAGCAGCAGUCCAAGCAAGCUUUGAACCUGUUGCAUCGGUCUUUCUUUUUCGACCACGAUGAUGCGGAUCAGCAGUCCAUGACUGCCCAGCCAUUCGCCGCCUUGAACCAACCCUGCAUGAGUUACGGCUACGGGUGGAUCUGA